GCUUGUUGGAAAUAUUGAAAAAUGUAUCACAUCCAAAUCAUCAGAUAUCUGUCGGUAGCCGCCGGCAGGCUAUCAAUCAAUCAAUUAACUGGCCAAUUUGUCUGCAUCUCCUCUAGUUAAUCGUUGGGACCCUCCCCCAACCCCUCCCCCCCCAAAAAACCCAAAAACAUCCCCCCGACCUAUUGAAUUGUUAAUCACUCUACCAAUCAAUCAAGCAGGUCUUGUUUGUACUGAACAACGGUUUUUCCUUCUGCAUUUGUUUCUGCACGAUUGAUUGAUCGACGGACCGAUCCCAGAAAUCGACAGGCCGGUUGUUAAUGUCCAUCACUCAACUCAACUCCCAACUGAUUGAACUCCAUCUGAUCGAUCAAACAAUCGAUCAAUCAGUCUGAUCAAUCAAUCGAUGAAUCAAUCGAUGAAUCAAUCCAUCAGGAGGGAAUCAUCAUCGGCCUACCAAUCGAACUGUUAAUCUCGAUCGAUCGAUCGAUCUAUCGAUCGUUCGAUCAAUCAAUCAAUCAAUGAUUCAAUCUUUCCACUAAUCACGCAAUCCAAUCAAUCAACCCAACCAAUCAAUCCAAUCAGUCAUUCAAGCAAUGAAUCAAUCUUUCAACUAAUCCAUCAAUCCAUCUAAUCAAUCAAUCCCAUCCAGUCAAUCAAUCCAAUCCAGGCAAUCCAUCCAUCCAUCCAUCCAUCCAUCCAUCCAUCAAUUGGUCGGUCUUCGCGCAAUCUACCGAUGUUCAUCGAUCUAAACGUUGUGGUCUCCGGCGUGGAUGAAUGCACUCGGCGGGAGCUUGUUGGGUGGAUAGUGAAAUUAGGCUAUCAUGGAUUGGCGGAGGCUGAGCUGGAGCUUGCCCACGUGGCAUUGGGGAGAUCGGCCACUCCUCGACCGCUGAUUGACAAGGCCUCUGCUUUGUCAGCGAUCCCGGGAGCGGAAGAGCGGGCGCGUUUUCACACCUGCCUUUUGGAGAAGAAGAGGGACGCUUCAUCCGCUACCGCCACGCCGGCUUUCAGGCACCUGAGGAGGAUCACUCUCAAGGUGGAUGACGUGGCAUACGCACAGCAUCUCAGCGGUCUGUGUCCGGCUUUGUCGGAGUUCGACGUGAUUGCCGCCGAACCUUCAAACGUUAAUGUGCUGGAGCACCUCUGCCAAAACAGUCAGCUGGCCGAUGCGAUGGCCGACUUGUCUACUAAGCGGGCCGCCAGUGCUGAGAAUUCCCUGCCGGGUCGCGGUUCCAGGAGUGCUGACAAUUCCACCACUCCAGUCAACGGUACACCAGUGGACGGUACGAAAAAGAGGCAGAAGGCGGCGGGAGCGGAGGAAGCCAGUGUGACGCCGACACGUCCCUCGGCUGGCGAGGAUGCCGGCGGAAAGGCCGGCGACGAUGGCCUUCCACUGAUCACAGAUGGCCAUACACGGGGGGAAGAAGGGCAAAACCCUGCAGCAGCGGUUUCCUCUUCGAGAAAAGAGGAUAGAAAGCCUGAUGACUUGUCUCUAGUGAAUGUGAAGCGGCGGAAAAUAGAUGGAGGGUGGCAAGACAACGAUACAGGUCUCUCCGAGGAUGCAAUUAGUUUGCUGCUUUCGCCUGCCGUCAAAGGUGAUGUACGUUUGGCAGAUGGCCCACCGAGGGAAUGCACUAGUGGUGUCACUCCGCUCGGCAGUGCAGUAAGUCGUCAGACGAGAUCCGACGAAGGCGAUGAGGAUGAGCCGACAACAGCUUCCCAAGCUGAUGGUGUGAAGAACAAGGACAAUGGCAACGAUGAUAAGUCAAGCAUGCCAGCGGCUGAGGCUGCACAAGUGCAGCAACACACUCCAUUGCAGGUGGUGCCCGCCAGAGGAGUCGGAGCCGAUCAAAACAUCAGUGAAGCAAAUGCUCAACUUUGUGCAGCAGUUAUGCAGACCGGAGAGGGAGAGAGCACGCAGCAUAUCUCUUCCUCUCAAAGGCUUGCGGAAGAAGCUUGUCAACGACACAGCAGUGGUAAUGUUCGAUUCGCUCCUUCGCAGCAAGGGAUUGGCAAACCUGCCGGAAGCUUUGGGAAGAUUCAAUACGCUCCAUCCCAGCGGGGACACCUUUUCACCCCGCCUAUUGAUGUGCCGAGUACCCGGAAGCCGCCGCAGUAUGCUCCCUCGCAAAGCAGCAUUGGGGGGGUGGCAACUCAAAGCGGCAGUGGGGGUGGUGUGCGGUACGCCCCGUCGCAAAGGUGCAAGGACAUUGCCAGGGAGAUCGUCCACAACAAUUCUUCUUCGCAACGAUGCGAAACAGACAUUUGUAAUGGAAGCGGCGAUGGUGCAAACAUUCCACAGGGGGUUGUUGAGAGCAGCAGCAGAAAAGAGGCUCUUCCAAGCGGUGAUGACAAUGCGCAGUGCACCCCUUCACAAAGGAGUUCCAAUUCAGAAAGGACUCUUCAAAGCGACGGGAAUGAGCAGACCAUUCCUUCGGAAAGGUCGUUGGAUCUUGACAAGCAAAUCCCAAGCAUCGGCAUUGGGGAGGUGGUUGAGAAAGCUUGUGCUGCUGGGCGUACGAAGGACGGUGAUGGUAGCCCGAUAAGAGGUGACAACAACAUGAAUGGUAGCAUUGAUUGUACUCAUGACGUAGAUGGAAUGGCAGCUAUGGGGAGAGAUCUUGAGAGGAAUGGUGCAGGUGGAGAUGGAGAUGGAGAUGGAGGUGGAGGUAGUGGUGGUAUUCAGUAUGUGGUGGCAGAUUUUAUGCUUCUAGUAGAUGAAGCAGCGGCAGAGCCGAAAUAGAAGAACGCAGUCUGAUUGUAACUUACUCAAGACGAGAGUCCAAAUGAGGAGUUUGGAGAUGCACGGGUGUGUUCAGUGUGUGCGAGGUACACGGACAUGUCCGGUAGGUGUGCAUGGACAUAUUCAAUGUGCGGAUGGACUACAUGUCGCGAGUUACACGGACAUCU
Molecule: messenger RNA, 2910 nt
Organism: Chara braunii
Lineage: Eukaryota; Viridiplantae; Streptophyta; Charophyceae; Charales; Characeae
Source: the annotation of a GenBank genome assembly